UUUUAAAUGGGGUGUGGUAAUUGGGGCGUGGCCACAAAAGUGGGCGUGGUCGAAAAACUUUUUGUCCCUCUUUUCAUUUUUCAAAUGUUGGGAGGUAUGCCCAAGUCUUUUUGCAUUUGAAUGUGGCUCAUGGGUUAAAAAAAAAAAGGUUGGGGACCCCUGCUGUAGGCUGUGGCCUUUUCCUAGGACAGUAGAAACAUAUAGUCGAGGCUAUUUAUAAAUGAUUCCCUGGCACAAAGGCAGCUGCCCUUCCUCUUCCCCUACCUGACGCCACCAAACCCAUAUAAGGUAGAACAAUAAAAGAAGAAAGAGAAUGCAAACAAAAUGGCUCCCUAUGACGAUGCUUUUCAAGGUUAGGACCAUGAGCACCGCUGAAGUAAACGUUCACCACAAUAUAUAGUUUGUACUCAACAGUAAUUAAACUGUUUGUCACGCCCUCCUCUAGAAAAAGUUAUCAACCUCUUUACGAGAAACCGAAACACGCGAAACAUUGCGAAUGCCGAUUCCGGCGCAUGCGCUGGACACACGCUCAGCAAGCCAACUCGCACGUACACUAAAUAGGCGGGGCCGAAACUUUAUUUUUAUCUAAAGACGCACUUCCGCUUACGGGUAUAGGCCUCGAAGCAGACGACGAGUUCGGAGAAUCGAAACUAUGGUAACCCAGGAGCAGCCCCGGUGUUGCGGCUAUUUCAAUGUCCGCUCGGUGGUACUGGGGGUGGCCGUGUAUUAUGUGUUCCUCAGCCUGCAGGUGCUGGUAUGGGAGACGGUGUCAGUGAUUAAAUGCCCCGGCGAGUGCCCCGCACCGUGGAGUUCGCCCGGGUCUGUGGCGGUGGUUUACUCCCUCGGCCUGGUACUACUUUUCCUCAGUCUGUGCUUACUGUAUGGGGUGUUACGCAGGCGCCCAGGCCUCCUCCUUCCGUUCCUGGCUUUCCAGAUUAUUGACUUCCUGGGGUCUCUGCUUCUCUUCUGUGGCCUGUUCAUGCGCUUCCCUGCCGAGCUGCGGCUGAUAAGCACUAGGCCUUACCUGGCUGGCCUUGAGGAGCAGGAAAAGCCAACUGUAGUCGAAGACCUCGUCCUUGUGGUUUUCCUGUCCUUGCUGAUGCUCCUGCUGAAGCUGUAUCUGAUCCGCUGUGUGCUCACCUAUUACCGCUUCCUGCUCACACGGUCGCCCCCGACACAACCUGGAGACGACGGCUUGGCCGUGAUCGUGGUACCUGGAUGUGAGAAGAACCCUCUACUUCUCCCCACCUAUGAGGAGGCGAUAAAAAUGCCAACCAAAGAUACCCCGCCACCACCAUACAGCCAGGAACCUACCCCAGCACAACAACAAAGCAAGGAGUCCGAGUAAAAUGCUGAGCUUUUAUAAAGGGAUGGAUCAUUAGAUCAAGAAUCCAGUAUUCACACCUUCAGUCGAAACUGCAUGCUGAUUUCAGAUCUCCACGAUUUGGGGGGGAGGGUUGUUCCAAUUUCUGCUGUACAUAAGGCUUGAUCUAAUACAAAUGUUCUUCAGCAUGUGGUAGGAAUGCAGAGCCUGUGAUCUUCCUAGCCAGCAGUUGUUGAACCACCGUGUCCAGGCCAACCAAGUAUAAUCUACACUUGUUAUACAAGAUACCCCUCCACAGCAAGUGGGCAAAGACACUGAGACUCACAUCAGGGAUAAAGUACAAUAUUUCCAUCUCUACUUCAAGCGCUGCUCAUUUCAGACUUCACUCAUUCACCUUCACUCAUUCAGAGCAUAAAGCCUUCUUCUUUUUAAAGAAUGACCAUUUAUGCCAGUGAUGUCCAUUUUGUGGCUAGUCUGUCCCUGCUGAACAGCCGCAGAUAAUCACAGGGUGCAGUGUAAUAGGUGAAGGGUUUUAGUCUCUUGGCCUGUGCACAAGGGAGACCAUGUGUAUUGAAAGGCCUGUAAGUUUUCUACAUAUGGUCCCUGUCCCUAUCAAAUGUUUAUCAAAAUUCAAGGUAAACUAUCCAGAUACAAGUUAAUGCUAAUGUCACACCUGAGGGUUUUUUUCUAUUGGUGGAGAAAUGCAUGAAACCACCUGUCAUGGCUGGUACAGUUUUUUUCCUCUGGCAGUCCAGGUGUGCCAUUAGCCUAAAUACUUGUUUUGUGCUAGUAGUUUAAUAAGGUUAAAUAGCUCAGUAAAAGGAAUUUUGUGAUAUAGCAGUUACAAUCAAAACUACACUCUAGUGGAUUCACUGUAUGCACUGUUUAGUAGUUUAAUCCUGAUUUUGAUUUUUUUUUUUUUCCCCUCACGGGACAUGAGUAUUGCAGUAGCAAACUUCAUUCUCCACCCUGCUGACGGAUCACAUGGUAAUUAGGACAUGUAACCGGAAUUCCAUCUUUAGUCAGAAUGAGGAAGUGCUUGGAAGAAAUGCAGUUAUUGUGCUAGUCUCACUAUAGCAGAAUAAUCUCUCCAUACAUUAAAGAAACCACUAAAAUGAGCAGGUUAGUGUAAUGAGAUAGACCAUUUAAGGGUGCGCAAUCAGUUUGCGAGGAUACUGCAGCUUUUCUGGCUUAUCACAGCAAACAAUUAGCUGUCAGUAAACUGAAAUGAGCAAGUAUUGAUGAUGUCAUUGGAAAAUGCAGUGAUCCUUUUUAAACUACCUUAAAAAAGCACAUAGUGAUUCUACACACUGUUUAAAGAAUACUAACUUUUUAAAGGGACACUGCCAGUUCACAGGACCCCUUAAAUAUAUUGCCAGUCUUGCAGUCUAAUCUUGUUACUGGCAGUUCUGUGUGCUGCCACACAUACGGACUUUUGGUGCACGGAGAGUGCUCAAAUGGUGGGCUGCGAUUGGUCCACAGCUUGCCAAAAGAUUAGCCAGUUUCGAUGCUCGCACACCUUUAAUUACACCCAGAACAAUGUUAAACGGCAGGACAGAUAAUAUAUUUAAGAGAUCCUAUGGGCAAUGGAUGAAGACAUUGUUUAGAUUAGUGCUAUAGCCUAUGGGAUCUUUGCACCACCUCAUAUCCUGUUGUUAUAACUGUAUGACCAUUAGCAGCCUGGAAGAAGACUGCCAGGAACAUCUGUAAAAUUGAUACUGAAGUGUUCCUAUGUUAAACUGAUACUGAAUAUUUUAGUUACCAAUUUGAUAUUGUAAACUCAAUUUGCAAUUGCACUUUACAAAGAAUUUCACAUGGGCAUUUUGAUUACUGUAGCAGUUGUCAAAAUGUGUAUUACUUGUUGAAGUUACUUCUAACUGAAAGAUUAUCACCCCCUCUGUACUGAAAAUGUGCGACUGGGGUGACCCAAAGAAGUACACAUUCAUGCCAAUAGAAAGUGAUUUAUGGGUGGUAGUGGAUAGAACAAAUUGCAGCAGUCAAAAUGUCCCCUGUGACAUAAGCCUUAUGCAUCUGCAUGUAACAAAAACAGUACAGCUUAAAGGAACAGUAAAACCAAAAAAUCAAGUGUAAAAGUAAUUAAAAUAUAAUGUAGUGUUGACCUGCACUGGUAAACCUGAUCUGUUUGCUUCAGGAACAAGCUGCUGUGUGGCAGUGGAGGCAUUUAAAAUAGGGUUAAGG
Messenger RNA from Xenopus tropicalis (tropical clawed frog), 3523 nucleotides. RefSeq names its product lysosomal-associated transmembrane protein 5. Lineage: Eukaryota; Metazoa; Chordata; Amphibia; Anura; Pipidae. Bases 653 to 1348 code for a protein of 231 amino acids. The transcript has a single exon. Gene Ontology annotation, cellular component: membrane; endomembrane system. The record is from RefSeq and is a predicted model, not a curated record.